AGCGUCAACGCCCUUUACCUUCCGAUAAUUUUCCUCCCUGACCCUCCGGCGACGAGACGUCUUCCGACCGGCAGCAAUGCAGAGACUCUCCCUGUCAAACUCCCCUUCGAGGAUGCCGCCGACCGCCGGCGGGAAGGGAGAGCAAACCCCAGGGAGCCGCAGAGACGAGGACGAGGUGACGGAGGAGGUGGAGGAAGCCAAGGGGGAGAAGCCGCGGCAGGCGGGUUGCCGAAGCGAGCGAUGCGUACACCUCAUUCCCUGCGUCCUCCUCCUCUGCAUUCUCGUUCUCUACCUAUUUUCCUACGAUCCGCUCCAGAAAGAUGCUUCGAAGAUCGCCGAUAUGGAGCUAUUUUCCGACAGGAGGCACGGCGACUUCAUGGCGCUCUAUAGUCACCGCAGUCUACAGCAAGCGGCGAAGAAGGGUGCUGCUGCGACGCCGUCCACUCCACACCAUCGAUACAGAAAGUUCGCCGCCUUUUAGUGAUUAAGAAAGAUCCUUCAUCUCCUUGUAGAACGCCCGAGCCACAUUCUGUCGCACGUGUUUAUAUUCCCCAUUCUUUCUCGCUCUCUCACCGGAGAUGAUCUCAGAUAGCUGGAUAAAACGCAAAAAUUGAAAGGAAAAGAAAAAAAAAAGGCUCGGCGUCGGAGUCCGGGCUUCGCUGCCGUUCUCCGCUCCUCGUGUUACGUGCUGAGACAUGGUGAAGGGAGCAACGCCACACGUGCUUGCUUCCCGGGACCUGCGUUAUCCGUUGAGCUUAGCUGUCUUAGGCCCGUGAGUGGGCCUAUGAAUUAUUGCACUUCUGAGGCUAUUACUUUCCCUGUUGGUGGGGCCGCCGCUGUAGGUUCCCGUUGGUGGUGUCCCGCCUCUCUUUCCGCUGUAAUUUUUUUCCUUUUCUCCUGCAGUAGCUGCAAUCUCCGGUCCUUCUGUGAUGAAAAAGAAAUGAUGCUUGUCGUUAAAUGAAGGUUUCUCUAAUAUGAUCCAUAGUUUUGUUAUGAA
Nymphaea colorata (pocket water lily) is the source of this 997-nucleotide messenger RNA. RefSeq lists its product as uncharacterized. The record is from RefSeq and is a predicted model, not a curated record. The transcript is spliced from 2 exons. The coding region runs from base 77 to 481 and encodes 134 amino acids. Lineage: Eukaryota; Viridiplantae; Streptophyta; Magnoliopsida; Nymphaeales; Nymphaeaceae.